Messenger RNA from Linum tenue, 312 nucleotides. The record is from the annotation of a GenBank genome assembly. Lineage: Eukaryota; Viridiplantae; Streptophyta; Magnoliopsida; Malpighiales; Linaceae.
AUGGAGGAAAACCCUCGCCGAUUUGCAGCCUAUAAUGUUCCGUCAAUCAUUCUCGUCGUUGUUGCUGAUGUUGCCCUACUGCAACGAGGAAGACCACAAAAAAUGAGGGUUGCUGCUGCGGCAGCCAGGAAUUACAAUGCCGCCGCCUUCUGGACUUGGCCCACAGCCAAUAUCACUACAUUGACUUUGUGCAAGGCUUUGAGAAUACGAACUGCCGUGGAUCAGGAUUUGGAUGGUUGUUUAUGUUACAGUAUAACCCGGAACGAGUUGGGGGUGAAUUUGUUCUGCAACAUCCUAAUGGCGAUAGAGUAA